UUCUAUACCGACGAACCAGCUUCAGUCGAUCUUGAACGUGCAGCCAUCGAUAUCGUAGUGACAUUCGUUGAUCGUGCUACUUAGAAGACCGUGGCCGUUCGUUGAUCUUGCUACCGUCUCCCCCCGAAUACAACGCACCCUCAUUUUGGCUGCACCGAACCGCAAAGUUAGGUUGUAUACAGUCGUUAUCAGCGUGCGUUGUCUUCCCGGGAAGACGGUAGCUAGAUCCUUGCCGUUCCUUGAUCUUGCUACUUAGAUCUUGGCCAUUCAACGAGUGUGGCUUGCCAAUUAAGAUCAACCUUUUUUUUUUUUUUUUUUUACCUCAUCAGUCGACUGACCGUGGACGUUGAUCGAGAGAUUGGCAGUAAAGAUCGUCCGUCUUCCCUGCCUCGAAAAUGCCGAUGUCAACUCGGCGUAGGGUGAGGGCAGUGGUAGUGGAGAGAGAGGGAGAGUCAGACGAAGAGAGCACGAGUGAGGAGGAAGAGGAGGAGGAAGAGGAAGAGGAGCAAGAGGAGGAGGGAGAGGAAGAGGAGGAACAGGAGCAAGAGGAAGAGGAUCAGCGACGACGGCCUCAGAGGACCGAUCCUGGAAGGAAGCCGAUCAAUAUUAAGUUGAAAUCAACGAAGGGAUGCAAGGUCUGCAAGAAGACAGAUCAUCAAGCUGGGUUUGUUGGAGCAGUAUACAAAGAUUGUCCCAAUAAACCUUGCUUUCUCUGCAAAAGGCCAGGUCACACGACGGCAACCUGCCCUCACCGGACCGCCCCAGAGCAUGGUAUUACGCCUUCGUCUCGGAGACAUACAGAGGCAAUUGUUGAAUUCGUUGCCGAAAGAGAGAUCAGGGGCUCAUCGUGCGAGCUCAAGCGGCCGCCAGUUAUCCCUAAUGAGGUCCAGGCUGCCAUAGUAAAGCUGCACAGCAGACGGGUGACAACGAUGGAAUUCCAUCCGACCCGGCAGAACAUUCUACUCUCUGGAGACAAGAGGGGUCAGUUAGCCAUUUGGGACUUUGAAACUGUUCAUGAAAGGACUGUGUAUCAGUCGGUGCACUCAUGUCUCCUCAAUACCAUCAGGUUUAGUCCGGAUUCCGAUGUGUCAGUCUUCACAGCAUCGUCAGAUGGAACAGUGUGCUACACUGAUCUGGAAACGGGCUCGGCAGAGACAUUGGUGGAUCUGAACCCCAAUGGAUGGCAUGGUCCAAGCAGCUGGAGGAUGAUCUAUGGACUUGAUGUCAAUAACGAGAAGAACUUCGUCCUUGCGGCAGACAGUUUUGGUGACCUUCACCUGAUAGAUAAGAGGUCAAAGAAGCUGAUUAAUAAACAGCCAAUCCGGAUUCACAAGAAGGGGAAGAAGGUCUGUGGGAUCCAUGUGAACCCAAGUCACACAGAUAUCAUGAUGAGCUGUGGGAAUGACCACUCGGCACGGAUAUGGGACAUCAGAAAUCUGGAAGGUUUGGAAAAGUGUCUCGCUCAGCUUAACCAUCCACGGGUUGUCAAUUCAGCGUACUUCUCACCGAGAACAGGGCGGAAGAUUCUCACAACGUGUCAAGAUAAUAGAAUUCGCGUUUGGGAUUACAUAUACGGUGACUUGAGUUUGCCAAGCAGAGAAAUAGUUCACAGUCAUGACUUCAACCGGCACAUCACCAACUUUCGAGCUGAAUGGGAUCCACGGGACCACUCGGAAUGCUUGACGGUCGUUGGUCGUUAUAUUAGCGACGUCUUUGAUGGUGUGGCUCUUCAUCCCAUUGAUUUCAUCGAUGCAAGCACAGGGCAGCUUGUGGCUGAACUUGUAGAUCCCAACAUAGCCACCAUUAUCCCUGUUAACAAACUCCAUCCGGAACUCGACAUCCUGGCAAGUGGUAGUUCCAGGUCCUUGUUCAUUUGGCGGCCAAGUGCAUCAGACGAUCUGGAGGAGUCGGAGAAUGGGAAGAUGAAGAAGAGUAAUGCAUCCGAAGUUAUCAUCUUCAAUGCUGAAGGAGAGAAGAAAAAGAAAAAAAAUAUGUCAUUAAAGAAUUGCAAGUCCUUGGGUGAUGAUGACGACGACGAUGACUGCAGCGAUGAUGAUGAUGAUAUGCCAAAGAAGAAACUCAAAGCCUGCACAAAACGGAAGUAACCGCAUGGAGUACUUCCCAGAGUGCACUCCACAGUGAUGGAAGAAGGCUAGUCGGUUGUGUCUCAGAAGUGAUCGAGUGUUAGCUCCACAAAACGGAAUGACAGGCACCAAUUCAGUCCCAUGCAGAACGUGGCUGUGUACACAAGGGUUCGGAAUCUUCGGAUACCAUUUUCGAAUUGGUGCCUGUCAUUCUCUGAAGAGCGCACUCCGCAGUGAUGGAAGAUGGCCGGUUGUGGCUCAGAAGUGAUAGAGCGUUAGCUUCACGGCCAGAAUGUGCUGCAUGGCAUACGCAGUUUGUAACAAUAGUUCAAUCAACUUUAAUGUAAAUAUUCUGGACUUUGACACUCGGUCGGGCUAUCCAAGUCCAAUUGCCGAAGAGGAAAAGGAGACGGCCACUUUGCGAG
Molecule: messenger RNA, 2509 nt
Organism: Chara braunii
Lineage: Eukaryota; Viridiplantae; Streptophyta; Charophyceae; Charales; Characeae
Source: the annotation of a GenBank genome assembly